Molecule: messenger RNA, 2587 nt
Organism: Monomorium pharaonis (pharaoh ant)
Lineage: Eukaryota; Metazoa; Arthropoda; Insecta; Hymenoptera; Formicidae
Product: SET and MYND domain-containing protein 4
Exons: 11
Coding region: 32-2296 (754 amino acids)
Molecular function (GO): protein binding
Source: RefSeq, a predicted model, not a curated record
GCGAUCGCUGUAACGACCUGGUGUGUGUACGAUGAUGCGCGUCACGGACGUCGUAACCGAAAUGGAUUGGGACAAGGUCAUUGAUACCUUGAACUGCAUGUUUAAACUCUCUCGACUUAACAACGAGAUAAAGAGCAUGAAACACGAAAACGAAUUGAUAUCCCGUUUGUUGCGCAAUCAGGAGGUUAUGAAAUUUGUGUCCUUGUGGCUGAAAGAUCUCUAUAACGUGAAAGACAAGAGGAAACAACGGAAAAACUUGGAGAUAUCAACAGCUUUCAAGUUAGCUGGGAACAAAGAGUUUCAGUCAAAAAACUAUGUCGCAUCUUUGGAAUUGUAUACGAAGAGUGCACUAUACGCUCCCUCAAAUAGUAUAGAUUUGUCGAUAGCAAUUGCAAAUAGAUCAGCCUCUCUAUUCUACCUGGACAGAUGGCAGGAUUGCAUCAAUGAUAUCAAGUUGGCGAUUAGAUUGGGCUAUCCUGAUAAUUUACGUUACAAAUUACAUCUACGUGCAGCUCAAUGUUAUAUAAAAUUAGGCAACAGAAGAGCAGCUGUUGAAACUGUUUUACAAAUACAUAGCACAUUGAAUGAGCGUAAUAUGCCAGAUGAAAAAAAAGAACGAUUACAAAGGCAAGUGAAUGACAUAACAUCGAAAAUAUCAUGUAUGGAAGACGAUACAGAUGAUACUACAGAUACUACCGAAUUUCCUUCACAGCCUGAGGUCGCAUAUGGUGAAAACCCUAAUUUUCGAUUUGCAUCAGCGGCUAUAGAAGUAAAAUACACUGCUGAAAAAGGCAGACACGUCAUAGCUAAUAAAGAUAUCAAAAGGGGUCAGGUUCUAUUCGUUGAAAAGGCAUUCGCUUUUGUUCCAUUAUCUCACAUUAAAGAUAUUUGUUACAAUUGUUGUCGUUCAUGCAAUGAUACUCCUGUACCGUGUACAGAAUGUGUCGACAGUACAUAUUGCAAUAUAAAUUGUUGGGACGCAGCUUCGUCUUGCCAUCGUUGGGAAUGUCUCGGCAAUCAAAUGGGUCUGUGGUCGCAGAUUGGAAUAGCAUAUCUAGCUGUAAGAACAUUAUUUAAAUGUAUAACUGCAACUGAUGAUAACAAACUCAAUGAAGUACAAAAGCUAGUGACUAAUUUUUCCAAACUUGCACCAUGCGACAUUAUUUCUUAUGGAAUUACGGCAAUUAUGCUUAUGAUGUAUCUAUCAAAGUACACAGAUUUUUUUAAAGCUAUCAAUCUUAAAGAGUGUUUAGUAUCAAAACUCUCUAACGAUUUCAACUGUGACCUCGCGACAGAGGGUGAUGAACGAUUGUAUGUAAGUUCUCUACUGUUGAGAUACAUAUUACAACUUAUUUCUAAUGGGCAUGCUAUCACAAAGAUAAACGCGAUAGCAGAUAAUAAUGAAAAUAAACUCCUCAUUCAACAACAAGAUAGAAUAGCUACAGCAAUUUAUCCUUCUGCAAGUAUGAUGAAUCAUUCUUGUGAUCCUAAUAUAAUUAAUAGCUUUUUAGGACAAAUUUUAAUAACUAAAGCAACACGAGAUAUUGCGGCGGGUGAAGAAGUUUUUAAUUGUUAUGGGGCUGACUUUAGAAGGAUGUUGAAAAAAGAAAGACAAGAAAAAAUAGAAAGUCAAUACUGCUUUAAGUGCAAUUGUGCAGCAUGUACUAUACCAGAAUAUGAUGAUGUUUUGAAAAAAUUUACUGCGAUGAAAUGUCCUGAAUGCAGUGGACCAUUGAUUGAUAAUCGCCAAGCUUACAUGUCCUGUACGGAUUGUGGAACAACAGUCUACCAUGAUACUUAUGAUUUUACGUUGAUGCAAGCUCAACAGUAUUUUGUCAAAGCAGAAAUGUGCAUAGAAGAUGAAAAGUACGAAGAGGCAUUGGCAAAACUGAAAGAAUGUUUGCUUCUUAGAAAAGGUGCAUUAUAUAAGUAUCACGAAAAUAUUGCCACCACUAUGGAUCUCAUAGCAAAGGUGUACGCUAUUACGGGACAAUGGCUAAAUUCGAUUUCGUAUCUCGAACAUAGUCUUGUAGUGAUUGAAGAAAGAUAUGGUUCUUGUAGUAUUGAAGUUUGCAAUGAAAUAAACAAAUUAACGGAUAUAUGCCUACAAUACUUACAGGAGGAAUCUAAUACAUCAUCAAAAUUUUACAAAAACGUGUUGAAAAAAACACGACGAUAUCUAAAUCGUGCUCAAGAAAUUAUAGAUCUCACAUAUGGUCCAUGGAACGAAGUUUACCGCGAAAUUGCUGUAAAAAAGGAGAUUCUUUCUUCUAUUUUAAAAAAUUUUAACGUCUGAUAUUUAUAUAAACAAUCUGUAAUGUUUAAGCAAGAGCGUUUAUACGCCUUCCUAUAUAUACUUCUCGAAUGCAUAAAAAAUAAUUACAUCAUUGAUCUUUUAAUCUAUACAUUUUUUAAAUGUAUUUUUAAUAUAUUAUUUAUAAUCUAUUUAUCAGAAGUAGCAAUGAUCAAAGCAAAUGAUUUUAAGAUAUAUCAAAGUCAUAUAUAUGAUUGUGUAUAUUACCUCUUUUAUCCAUAACACUUGUAAGCUAAAUUGGAACUUGAAUAAAGAAUGUUUUUAAUAUAAUAA